AGUGCUGGGAUUACAGGCGUGAGCCACCGCGCCCAGCUGCUUUUUUAUACAUUAAGUGUGCUUGCAUGUAGACUGCGACCUCUGGCCCUCAGCCUCUUAAUAAAUACUCCAAAUGACUUCAUUGGAACAACCAGAGAAUCACCCAUCUAUAGAGUGGGAAGUUGCUGAUCUCAUCACUGCGUGGGGUGGGGCGAAGGAAGCAACCCUCACCCUUUCUCGGAAAGCAGCUGGCUUUGAAGAAAGAGGAACCAGGACAGGAAAGUCCUGAUUUCUAAUCUGAAACAGCGCUUUUUGUCCAGAGACCGGUGACGAGCGACCCUGGGCUCGGGUUUUGAUUGGGCAGUUCGGAAACUGUAAAAGCGAAUUAAAAGGGUGACAAGCUAGCGCUUUAGCCUAUUCAGUUCUGGGAGUUUGCACGUGACGCUCUGCUUCGUGACCUUGGCUCUGCUCUGUGGGCGCCGCCCAGCCUGGGCACGUCCAUCGUUGAGUACCUUCUCCUCUGACUCCCUCUCCCUCUGCUUCUAUCUCUCUCCAACUGCCCUCCCUGGCCUGUGGCUGCCCGGUCCUCCUUCCCAGCCCAGUGUACCCGGGUACCCGGGUUCGGCUCGCUCGGGUCCUGUCCAGGACUGGGAAGCCACGGAGGGCCGGGAAAGUGGCGCACUACUGGAGCGCACGCUUCGUACUCCCUCAUCGCUGAAUAACUACCGGGCAGGACUGGGUGGAACAGACAGCAUAUCUAGGUCAUUGAUGGGCUGCUGGGUACAUGGAUGGAGCUGGAAGGUAUCCUCCAACCCCUCCUCCAACAUCGAUCCAGGCAACUAUGUUGAAACGAACGAUUCAAUCGCCCACCUACCUUCUAAAGUGGUGAUACAAGAUAUUACUAUGGAGCUACACUGCCCACUGUGCAACGAUUGGUUCCAUGACCCACUGAUGCUAAGCUGUGGCCACAACUUCUGUCAAGCCUGUAUCCAAGACUUCUGGAGGCUGCAAGCAAAGGAAACAUUCUGUCCUGACUGUAAGAUGCUAUGUCAGUAUAGCAACUGUACAUUCAACCUUGUACUGGACAAGUUGGUAGAGAAGAUUAAGAAGUUACCCCUACUCAAGGGCCAUCCACAGUGCCCAGAGCAUGGAGAGAACCUGAAACUGUUCAGUAAACCAGAUGGGAAACUGAUCUGCUUUCAAUGCAAGGAUGCUCGGUUGUCUGUGGGGCAGUCUGAGGAGUUCCUGCAAAUCUCUGAUGCUGUCCAUUUCUUCACGGUGGGAGGAGCUUGCCAUCCAACAGGGUCAACUGGAGACAACUCUGAAGGAGCUUCAGUCCCUGAGGAACACGCAGAAGGAAGCUAUUGCUGCUCACAAGGUUUCCAGGAAAACAAGCUACAUCUGCAGCAACACGUGUCCAUGGAGUUUCUAAAGCUGCAUCAGUUCCUGCACAGCAAAGAAAAGGACAUUUUAACUGAGCUCCGGGAAGAGGGGAAAGCCUUGAAUGAGGAGAUGGAGCUGAAUCUGAGCCAGCUUCAGGAGCAAUGUCUCUUAGCCAAGGAUAUGUUGGUGAGCAUUCAGGCAAAGAUGGAACAACAGAACUCCUUCGACUUUCUCAAAGACAUCACAACUCUCUUAGAUAGCUUGGAGCAAGGAAUGAGGGUGCUGGCAACCAGAGAGCUUAUUUCCAGAAAGCUGAACCCGGGCCAGUACAAAGGUCCUAUCCAGUACAUGGUAUGGAGGGAAAUGCAGGACACUCUCUGUCCAGGCCUAUCUCCACUAACUCUGGACCCUAAAACAGCUCACCCAAAUCUGGUGCUCUCCAAAAACCAAACCAGCGUCUGGCAUGGUGACAUUAAGAAGGUAAUGCCUGAUGAUCCAGAGAGGUUUGACUCAAGUGUGGCUGUGCUGGGCUCAAGAGGCUUCACCUCUGGAAAGUGGUACUGGGAAGUAGAAGUAGCAAAGAAGACAAAAUGGACAGUUGGAGUCGUCCGAGAAUCCAUCAUUCGGAAGGGCAUCUGUCCUCUAACUCCUGAGCAAGGAUUCUGGCUUUUAAGACUAAGGAACCAAACUGAUCUAAAGGCUCUGGAUUUGCCUUCUUGCAGUCUGACACUGACUAACAACCUCGACAAAGUGGGCAUAUACCUGGAUUAUGAAGGAGGGCAGGUGUCCUUCUACAAUGCUAAAACCAUGACUCACAUUUAUACCUUCAGUAACACUUUCAUAGAGAAACUUUAUCCCUACUUCUGCCCCUGCCUUAAUGAUGGUGGAGAGAAUAAAGAACCAAUGCACAUUUUACAUCCACAGUAAUGAGUCAUACUAUUAUACAAAUUCAGAGUGUUAUUAAAGAGGUAUUGAAAUAUUUUA
Messenger RNA from Rhinopithecus roxellana (golden snub-nosed monkey), 2346 nucleotides. RefSeq names its product tripartite motif containing 69 (gene TRIM69). The transcript has 7 exons. Gene Ontology annotation, molecular function: protein binding. NCBI's taxonomy places the organism in Eukaryota, Metazoa, Chordata, Mammalia, Primates, Cercopithecidae. The record is from RefSeq and is a predicted model, not a curated record. Bases 748 to 2289 code for a protein of 513 amino acids.